Messenger RNA from Glycine soja, 1035 nucleotides. RefSeq lists its product as uncharacterized. Lineage: Eukaryota; Viridiplantae; Streptophyta; Magnoliopsida; Fabales; Fabaceae. The transcript is spliced from 3 exons. The coding region runs from base 1 to 1035 and encodes 344 amino acids. The record is from RefSeq and is a predicted model, not a curated record.
AUGAUUGAAGUUCCACAAGCUGUUGAAAGUGAUAAUGUAGAUCAAUUUGCUUGUAAGGAACAACAUGAUAAUAUUGAACAAACUGGUGAAGAAUCGGUUGAACAAGUUCCUCAGCAGGAUCACCAAGCAGCAUUAAGAAGAUCUACUAGAGUAAAAAAGACAGCAAUUUCUAGUGAUUAUGUAGUGUGCCUACAAGAAUCAGACUACAACAUUGGAGUCAAAAAUGAUCCCGAGACGUUUUCACAAGCCAUGAGUUCUAAGGAAUCAAAUUUGUGCUUUGAAAAGAAUGUCAUGGAUCACUGUAUAUACCAGAAGGCCAGUGGGAGUAAGAUUUGUUUACUUGUAUUAUACGUAGAUGAUAUUCUGCUUGCGGCUAAUGAUAAGGGUAUGCUAUAUGAGUUGGAAGCCUUAUGUAUGCUCAAGUUUGCACUAGACCUGAUAUUGCGUUCGCUGGUGGUGUUUUGGGAAGAUAUCAAAGUAAUCCAAGUAUUGAUCAUUGGAAAGCUGCAAGGAACAAAAGACUUCAUGCUCAUGUAUAAACAAACUGAUGAUCUGGAAGUGAUUGGCUACUCCGACUCAGACUUUGCUAGUUGCGUUGAUUCACGAAGAUCAACAUCUGGUUAUAUUUUUAUGUUAGCCGGUGGAGCUGUAUCUUGGAGAAGUGUCAAACAAACCUUAACUGCUACUUCCACUAUGAAGGCUGAGUUCGUUUCCUGUUUUGAGGCUACCUCGCAUGGUGUAUGGUUGAAGAGUUUCAUGUCUGGCCUUAGAGUUGUGGACUCUAUUUCCAGGCCAUUAAAGUUGUACUGUGACAAUUCUGUUGCGGUAUUUAUGGUUAAGAACAAUAAGAGUGGAAGUCAAAGUAAACACAUCAACAUUAAAUAUUUAGCCGUAAGAGAACGCGUUAAAGAAAAGAAAGUUGUCAUUGAAUACAUUAGCACAGACAUGAUGAUCGCUGAUCCCUUAACUAAAGGCAUGCCACCAAAGAAUUUUAAGGAUCAUGUAGUGCAAAUGAGACUUGGUUCCAUAAUGUAA